This is a messenger RNA of Babesia microti strain RI, 837 nucleotides long. RefSeq names its product SF-assemblin, putative. The record is from RefSeq and is a predicted model, not a curated record. Bases 1 to 837 code for a protein of 278 amino acids. The transcript is spliced from 4 exons. NCBI's taxonomy places the organism in Eukaryota, Apicomplexa, Aconoidasida, Piroplasmida, Babesiidae.
AUGUCUGAGUCAUGCCCAUUGGUUGAUCCUAUGGGUAAACCAAUGGGUUUGGUACCAACUACCGCCAAAGUUCACGAUACCAUUUUGAACUUUGAAAGGGGCGGACCGGACAAUGAUGAUACAGAUGAUGUCAAUAUGAAGUAUCAAGUUUUCAAGGAAAUAUUAGAAAGUGUGCAGGAUCGAAUACGACAUGAAUCGCAGAGCAGAGCGGAUACCAUGAAUGUGUUGCAAAAGGAAACUGAAAAGGCUACUAAUGAUUUACUGUUCAAGUUGCACAAUGAAAUUUUCAAGCGCAUAGAUUCAACUUCAGUUGAGUUACGUAACGCACUGGAAAGGGCUACCAAAUUAGAAGCUAGUAUUGAUGAAUUGAAAAGAGAGACUUCCAUGGUUUUUAUGAACGAUCUGUCACUCAUACAACAGCAAUUGACGCAUCUUACCAAUGAUUUUUCAGAUCAAUGCAACAUUUCCAGGGAAAUUGAUGAAUCAAUACUAGCAAGAGCCAAUCAAAUAGAUAAAUCAACUGCCCAACUAAUAACUGUGCAGUAUAAUGAGGUGAAGAAGGCAAUUUCUACGUUGGAAAAUAAAAUAGAUAAGACUGUUGUCAGAUUCAAGAACAAUCAGAGCAAUUUGUACAACAGCAUAAAACACGAGCUGCAAGCCUUGACCAGAGCUUUAGAGCUAGCCACCCAAGCUAGGAAGGAUUCUGAUGAAUGUAUCGUUCAGGCUAUUGACGAAAUGAUGAAUUUACUACCUAAAGAAUUGCAACUAUCAGAUAAAGAACCACAGAAGUAUGGAGAAGACACUAGUAACCAAAAUAAUGAUGAAGAUGCCUGUUAA